This is a messenger RNA of Periconia digitata, 2100 nucleotides long. The record is from the annotation of a GenBank genome assembly. Lineage: Eukaryota; Fungi; Ascomycota; Dothideomycetes; Pleosporales; Periconiaceae.
UGCCCUCCCUCUCCCCCGUUGACCCUUUUAUCCCCGCGCUUGUCGUCUGUAGGCCCGCAUACACCCCUCCAAAAACAGUGCGGCCAUUUCCGCCACGGCACCCACGCACGACCACCACCUAUCCCUCUCAGACAGCUGCACGCCUGCUCCUCCAACCUUGUGUCGCCCAUCAUGAACAAUCAGCAGCAGCAGGGCAAUCGUCUGAACCUCGCCUUUGGCUUUGGUGGCCCUGGCGGCGGGGGCGGCGGCGGCGGUGACCGUAAUCAAUAUCAGGAAUCAGGCCGUGCCUUUCCCACCACUCCCUCGACCUUCCCCCAGCCCGUAUAUCCCAACCAAGCCGGCCAACAAGAAGUCUGGGGCGCACAACAGGGCAACGGCUUCAAUGGCCCUGGUGCUUUGCAGCAGCAGGGUUACUUCACUGGCUCCUACCAACAGGCUCAGUUUCAGGACCAGCAAGGCAAUCUACAAGCUCCCAACUCUGCACGUGGCUUCGACAAUGCUGCCAAUGGUCUGGCUCAGCAAUUCCAGCACCAGCACCUCGGCGGAGGUGCCAACGCCAACGGCCGCUCUGGCAGCCCCUACGGACGCCAACCCUCCCCGAACCAGCAGCGCCCUCGAACUGCCGGCGACCGCAACUAUCAACACGGAGGUUACGGUCACCACCCACGUCAAGCUUCGCUCAAUGACGACGAGCCACCUGCCAGAAACCAAGAAAAAUACUCCAACAAUGUGAUUGCCAAGACAAAGAUGUCCACCACCUUGAUCAGCACCUUCUUCAAGGAUAGUGUACAGAGAGCCAGAGAUCGCAACCAGCGAGCUCUGGAGUUGGAAUCCAUCCUGAAGGAGCCGAGCAUAUCCGACAGGGUGAAGAUGCAGAAGGAAAAUACAAUGCGAAAACACGAGGUCGAGUUCCUUCGGUUCUUAAGAACCAAGGAAAGACCAGAGAAUUUCUCUACGCUCAAGAUCAUUGGAAAGGGUGCCUUCGGUGAGGUCAAGUUGGUGCAACGCAGGAACGAUGGCAAGAUUUAUGCACUCAAGUCGCUUGUCAAGUCUGAGAUGUUCAAGAAAGACCAACUUGCACACAUCCGCUCCGAACGUGACAUCUUGGCCGAAAGCGACAGUGCUUGGGUCGUCAAGCUGCACACAACUUUCCAGGACAACACCUUCCUCUAUAUGCUUAUGGAGUUUUUGCCUGGCGGUGAUUUAAUGACCAUGUUGAUCAAAUACGAAAUCUUCACCGAGGAUAUUACCCGCUUCUACAUGGCUGAAAUCGUCCUGGCCAUUGAAGCUGUCCAUAAACUCGGUUACAUCCAUCGUGAUAUCAAGCCGGACAACAUUCUUUUAGAUCGAGGCGGCCAUAUCAAGCUCACUGAUUUCGGUCUAUCGACAGGUUUCCACAAAGAGCAUGAAGCUGGCUACUACAAAAAGCUUCUUGCUGGGGGCGCCCACAAAUCAAACAGGGACAACAGAAAUUCCAUGAACCUGGACCAGAUCCAGUUGACCGUCAGCAACCGUACCCAGAUCAACACUUGGAGAAAAUCUCGCCGCCAAUUGGCAUACUCGACUGUGGGUACUCCCGACUACAUCGCUCCAGAGAUCUUCAGCGGACAGGGUUAUGACUACGGCUGUGAUUGGUGGUCAGUCGGCACCAUCAUGUUUGAAUGCCUUAUUGGAUGGCCACCAUUCUGUGCCGAGGAGCCUCAUGACACAUACCGCAAGAUUGUGGACUGGCCCCGCAACCUUCACUUCCCUCCAGACCAGCAACUAGGCGCAGAAGCCGAGGAUUUUGUUAAGCGCCUGAUUUGCGAUGCCGAACACCGACUGGGUCGGAUCGGUGGUGCCAGCGAGAUCAAACAACAUCCUUUCUUCCGUGGUGUACAAUGGGACGGCCUGCGUCGCAUUCGCGCACCAUUCGAACCAAAACUCAGUUCCAACGUCGAUACUCAGUAUUUCCCCAUUGACGAAAUCGAUCAGAAUGACACUAGCGCAGCGCUUCGCGCUCAGACGGCCGCUCAAUCCAACGACGACACAGCCGAUAUGAUGAGUAUCCCCUUUGUCGGUUACACCUACAAGCGCUUCGAUGCCUUCCGUGGAAAUUAG